Messenger RNA from Ochotona curzoniae (black-lipped pika), 315 nucleotides. Its product is annotated as 60S ribosomal protein L27-like. Gene Ontology annotation, cellular component: cytosolic large ribosomal subunit; ribosome. NCBI's taxonomy places the organism in Eukaryota, Metazoa, Chordata, Mammalia, Lagomorpha, Ochotonidae. The transcript has a single exon. Bases 1 to 315 code for a protein of 104 amino acids. The record is from RefSeq and is a predicted model, not a curated record. Gene Ontology annotation, biological process: translation. Gene Ontology annotation, molecular function: structural constituent of ribosome.
AUGAAGCCCAGGAAGGUGGUGUUGGUCACGGCCAGAAGCAAGGCAAAGCUCGCCAUUGUGAAGGACAUUGAUGACAACAUCUUGGAUCGUUCCUACAGGCAUACUCGGGUGGCCAGCAUUGACCACUAUCCCUACAAAGUGACAGCUGUCAUGGGUGAGGAGAUAGCCAAACAAUUCAAGACCAAGUUGUUUGUGAAGGUGUAUAACGACAACUACCACCUGUCCCCCAGGUACUCUGUGGAUAUUCCCUUGGAUGAAACUGUGGUCCACAAGGAUGUCUUCAGAGACUCUGCUCUGAAACACAAGGCCUACUGA